CUUACAAACACUAUUCAACCUGGACUACUCCAUACCCCGGUUGUCUUAGAGAAAAGCAAGUUAAAAAGAGAAUCGUGCAUCUAAUCGGCGCAAACCAUGGCCAACAAGACGAUGAGGGCAAUUGGUGUGAAGGGCGGCAAAGGGAGUGCCGACGCAUUAUUCAUCGAUGAAAUUAUGGUUCCCGAACCAAGACAAACCCAGGCUUUAGUAAAAAUCAAGGCAUUUGGGCUAAACAGGAUGGAUAUAUUGCAGCGUGAGGGUAAAUAUCCUGUUCCUCCCCAGGCGCCAAGCACCAUGGGGGUUGAAUUCUCUGGGAAGAUCGAGAAGCUCGGCCAAAACCCUGAGAAUGGCUUCAAGGUAGGAGAUGAAGUGUUUGGCCUAGCUUAUGGUGGCGCUUAUGCGGAAUACAUUACCGUCUCAACUUACAUGUUGAUACACAAACCCGCGGAGUUGUCAUGGGAGGAAGCAGCUGGAAUCCCCGAAACAUGGAUAACGGCUACUCAAGCCCUAUACCUGAUAGGUGGAUAUGAACCUGGAAAUUCAGUUCUCUGGCAUGCAGGGGCUUCGUCUGUCUCCAUAGCCGGCAUUCAGCUCGCCAAAAGUGACGGCGCAUCUGCCGUGUUCGUGACUGUGGGCUCUCAAGAGAAGAUCGAUUUCUGUACUCGCAAGCUGGGUGUUACUGCUGGGUACAACUAUAAAACUCAGGAUUGGGCGUCUGAACUUAUAAAGGCAACAAAUGGUCGCGGCGUCGAUGUAGUCGUUGAUUUUGUGGGUGCAACCCAUUUUCAAGGUAACUUGAAUGUUGCCGCCCAGGAUGCGCGUAUCGUUCAGCUAGGACAGAUGAGUGGUUCAAUCCUCCCUGCAGGUAUUGAUAUCAGCAGCAUCCUGAGAAAGAGGGUGAGAUUUGAAGGUAGCACCCUCCGGAGCCGGGACGUGGGAUACCAGAAGAAGUUGCGCGAUUUGCUGGUCGAGCAUGCGCUGCCAAAGUUUAGGGAUGGAACGUUCAUUGUCUUCAUUGAAAGGAUUUUGCCUUUCGAGAAUAUUGCAGAUGCCCAUCGGUUGCUAGAAAGCAACUCUACCAAAGGCAAGGUUAUAUGUACAAUUGGCUAGGGCCCCGAGUCAAGACCUCGUAUGUAUAUGUAUAUAUCGAACAUUUUGACCUGACAAUCUCGUUUUCCAUAGUUGUCCUAAGCUUACCCUUCCCUUAUGGGUUUAUAGUAAGCAGUCCAGAACGAUCAUCUUCGCUCAAUUGAGCAUAUGGAUAAAUGACGCUAAGCAGAAAUACAAAUAACAACACUAGGUGUAGUCAAGAGUAGAUGAAGAGCGAGACUCAGCGAGCUCCAACGGAGUGUGGAUAUAUGAGUAGCUAUAAAAAUCCAAUGAAUGUGGUGGAACCCAUAUGUUAC
Aspergillus alliaceus is the source of this 1406-nucleotide messenger RNA. Its product is annotated as NAD(P)H-quinone oxidoreductase. The record is from RefSeq and is a predicted model, not a curated record. The coding region runs from base 97 to 1110 and encodes 337 amino acids. The transcript has 5 exons. Lineage: Eukaryota; Fungi; Ascomycota; Eurotiomycetes; Eurotiales; Aspergillaceae. Gene Ontology annotation, molecular function: oxidoreductase activity.